CGCCCGAUGCAAAGGGAAGGCCGCUAUCCAUCCAUCCAUCCACAUAUAAUGGCGCGAUCCAGUUGCUGUUUGCGUUUUCGAAGUACUUGUACGAGUUGCUUGUGACAGCGAAAUAUUGUGAAUUAUGUUCAACGCGGUAUGAUUACGUUAUGACGAACGCGCCUGCGAAGCAUUGUUGGAGUUCCAUCUGCAAGAACACUCAAGAUCGAAAUCCUGGUCUGAUGUUCUUUCAGUUUCCAUCGGACCGAGCCCUAUUGAAGCAAUGGUGUAUCAACAGUGGGCGCGAAGAUCUUGUCGACCAUGACAGGCGGUACUUCCAGAAAUCUGAGGCAGUGCUAUGCGAAGAACAUUUCCUUGAUUCACAGUUUGUGCCCGCUGAGGCUCGUCAGUUUAACAGGCAUGCCAAACAACUGCUUUGGAACGCUAUCCCGACACAGUUCCGGAUUCCUUUUCCGGAUGGUCUGUUGAAGAAUGUGCUUCACAGACCCACUUCGAAGAGGAGGAGACGACCAUGCAACGCAUUCCACUCAACACAUUUUCACCUAGCAGUCAAACGAAGACUUAUAUUGGUUGUACAGAUUACUGAAUCAACUGUUUUCCCAGCCCCAUCCCCUGCAUGUUUUCAACAAUGCGUGAGCACAGACGAGGAUGAGAUGGCUCAAGCUGUCAGUGUGGAAAACUACGAAAUGUCGGCCAUCCACACUUUCCCUAGGGAGCGUCUCGUCAGUAUUGCCAAGAAGCAAUGGCAAGAAAUCAAGAGGCUCAGGGUUCAGGUGAAGGCCCUUGAGCGCACUUUAGCAGAUGGAAUCACAGCAGACGGGUCCUAUCUCCUCGAUGUCCUCUCACGGAACCUAGAAGGCCCCUUGCUUGAUCGCGUCGUUGACAUCAUUGUUGGAGACACAGAUGAUAGAGAUGAUGAUUAUGACGACGAUGCAAAUGUUCAAGAAGAUUGAGCUGCGAGUGAAUGAUACAAUGCAACUGAGCUAAAUGGUGAUAACUUUCCCUUUAAAUUUGCCGCCAGCAAUGAGAAGGGUGCCCAGACUGUCGGCUGCUCCCAACGUGAGGCCACUUUCUUCAAUAUGUGUAGUUCGUCGGAUUCUCCCCACUGUUCUGUUCAGCUGUAGGUGUUGUUCGUAAAUGACAAAGAUCUUAAAAUAAGCAGUGGUCUCCCUUCUUCGGCUGAACAAAGCAAAAAAUAAAUAAAUAGAAAAGCAGAGGAUA
Messenger RNA from Ornithodoros turicata, 1221 nucleotides. RefSeq lists its product as uncharacterized. The transcript is spliced from 7 exons. The record is from RefSeq and is a predicted model, not a curated record. Lineage: Eukaryota; Metazoa; Arthropoda; Arachnida; Ixodida; Argasidae. Bases 150 to 953 code for a protein of 267 amino acids. Gene Ontology annotation, molecular function: sequence-specific DNA binding.